Umbelopsis ramanniana AG is the source of this 1342-nucleotide messenger RNA. RefSeq lists its product as uncharacterized. Gene Ontology annotation, biological process: uroporphyrinogen III biosynthetic process. Bases 175 to 981 code for a protein of 268 amino acids. Gene Ontology annotation, molecular function: uroporphyrinogen-III synthase activity. The transcript has a single exon. The record is from RefSeq and is a predicted model, not a curated record. Lineage: Eukaryota; Fungi; Mucoromycota; Umbelopsidomycetes; Umbelopsidales; Umbelopsidaceae.
UAAACAUGGACAUUCCGACACUAUAAACUAAUACGAUGGUCACCCAUACUUUUCUCUAAAAACAUAUUUAGUUUUUUUUUCAUUUACCCUCUGUUUACAAGCUACAACUAACGCUUGGUUCUCUCCACCAUCAUUGCUCAAGACGUCGACAUUGCGACUUUAACAGCACUGGCCAUGACGACACCAAUACCAAAUAUUCUCUUGUUAAAGGAAAAGGCGAAAACCCAUUCAGACCCAUAUGAGACACAUUUCACGGAACUCAAGUUUAACUGUAUGUUUGUUCCUGUCUUAGAGCACUGCCUGACACACCUUGAAGACCUGCGAAGCAUGCUAAACAACACAGGCGAAGAUUACGCGGGGAUGGUGGUGACUUCCAAGAGAGCCGUAGAUGCGUUGAGUCAAGUUUGGCAAUCGCUUGAUACUACAGUCAAACAAAGAUGGAUAGAGAGGCAGGUGUUCACGGUCGGACCAUCGACUGCCAAUCUGGUUCGGGAACUAGGUUUGCGGUCAGUUGGUGAAACGUCAGGGUGCGCGCAAAGGCUUGGCCAAGAAAUUAUACAACAGUUGCAAGAUGACCAAAAACCUGUUAAAUUACUGUUUUUAGUUGGCGAUAAGCGCAGAGACGAAUUACCCAUGAUGAUGAAGAACGCGUCUAUCAUCAUGGACGAGAUAUUGGUCUAUGAAACACAACUGCGCAAAGACCUAGAGGACGCCAUUCAAGACACAAUCACAACACUAUCACAGCCAAAUUGGGUGGUGGUGUUCAGCCCAUCGGGCUCCAAGGCAUUAGACAUUUUAUACCACCAUCUACAGAGGAAAAGUUAUUCAAAGCCGCGCAUUGCCGCUAUAGGGCAAACCACUAGCAAGCAUUUGAAGGAUCGGGGCUACAAGGUGGACGCAGUAGCAGACAAACCUGAUGCAUAUUACCUCAGAGAGGCGGUACUCCAAAGCAUGGAUAAAGGUUUUGACAGUCGUUGGUAAGACAAAAAAAGUUACUGUAAUGCGCAACGCCCCAAAUUAAGUGUGGCAGCGACGAUAUGUUUUACUGUAAAUGAUGUAUUUUUUUUUAUAACAUUGAUCACAAAGGGGAUAUAUUUUAUCCUUUGUGUAAUGACAGGAAUAGAUGAACAUGCUUGAAUAUAAUCUUUUUCUAAUCAUUCAGCAAAAACUCCUGUUCUAAUGGGUUCCCGAAAUAAACCAUAAUUCAACGCUACUCUCCGCCAUUCUGACUCGACCCCCUUUCCAGAUUCUUGUUUUCGAUGAUCAGUAGUUUCAAUUGAAUCAGUUUCUUCAUUGAUCAGGACUAAUCCUUUACCCGUGCACAAAGUCUUGCUUUCCUUCG